AUGACCGAAAUGAGCGAGAAGGAGAACGAACCUGAUGACGCGGCCACCCACACACCCCCGGGGACCGUCUCUGUCCUCCAAGAAACCAAGCUGCAGCGGUUCAAGCGCUCGCUGUCUCUCAAGACCAUCCUCCGAAGUAAGAGUGUGGAGAACUUCUUCCUUCGCUCGGGCUCUGAGCUCAAGUGUCCCACGGAGGUGCUGCUGACGCCCCCGACCCCGCUGCCCACUCCCUCCCCACCACUGGCAUCCACAGAUAGGGGCCUGCCCACCCCGGCACCCUCCCCCUGCCCAGCCCCACGCCCCCUGGCACCACUCAAACCAGUGAGGCUGCACAGCUUCCAGGAACAUGUCUUCAAGCGAGCCAGCCCCUGUGAGCUGUGCCGCCAGCUUAUUGUGGGAAACUCCAAGCAGGGCUUGCGGUGUAAGACAUGCAAAGUCAGCGUCCACCUCUGGUGCUCCGAGGAGAUCUCCCAUCAGCAGUGCCCGGUCAAGACGUCCUCUUCCUUCCGUCGCAACUUCAGCUCCCCGCUCCUGGUGCAUGAGCCGCCACCAGCCUGUGCCACAAGCAGAGAGUCCCCACCCACUGGAGCCAGCGGCAAGGUGGACCCCAUCUACGAGACGCUGCGCUAUGGCACCUCCUUGGCACUGAUGAAUCGCUCCAGCUUUAGCAGCACCUCUGAGUCCCCCACACGGAGCCUGAGUGAGCGGGACGAGCUGACUGAGGAUGGGGAAAGCAGCAUCCGCAGCUCCGAGGAGGGCCCUGCUGACAGUGUAUUCCCAGCCCCUGCAGAGGGCGACGGGUCAGGACCAGAGGAGAAGAGCCCUGGACAGCAGCCCCCCAGACCAUCCCUGCGGAAGGACCUGGGGCCCAUGUACUCCUAUGUUGCGCUCUACAAGUUUUUGCCCCAGGAGAACAACGACCUGGCUCUGCAGCCUGGCGACCGGAUCAUGCUGGUGGAUGACUCUAACGAGGACUGGUGGAAGGGCAAGAUUGGCGACCGAGUUGGCUUCUUUCCAGCCAAUUUUGUGCAGCGGGUGAGGCCAGGCGAGAAUGUUUGGCGCUGCUGCCAACCGUUCUCUGGGAAUAAGGAGCAGGGCCACAUGAGCCUCAAGGAGAACCAGAUCUGUGUGGGCGUGGGCAGGAGCAAGGAUGCUGACGGUUUCAUCCGCGUCAGCAGCGGCAAGAAGCGGGGCCUGGUGCCAGCCGACGCCCUGACCGAGAUCUGAGAGGA
This is a messenger RNA of Pteronotus mesoamericanus, 1232 nucleotides long. RefSeq names its product SH3 and cysteine rich domain 2 (gene STAC2). The record is from RefSeq and is a predicted model, not a curated record. Gene Ontology annotation, molecular function: protein binding. The transcript is spliced from 11 exons. Gene Ontology annotation, cellular component: extrinsic component of cytoplasmic side of plasma membrane. Lineage: Eukaryota; Metazoa; Chordata; Mammalia; Chiroptera; Mormoopidae. Bases 1 to 1227 code for a protein of 408 amino acids. Gene Ontology annotation, biological process: positive regulation of protein localization to plasma membrane; skeletal muscle contraction; positive regulation of voltage-gated calcium channel activity.